Messenger RNA from Oncorhynchus masou masou (cherry salmon), 4291 nucleotides. Its product is annotated as moesin-like. The record is from RefSeq and is a predicted model, not a curated record. Bases 553 to 2250 code for a protein of 565 amino acids. Gene Ontology annotation, biological process: regulation of organelle assembly; positive regulation of early endosome to late endosome transport; regulation of cell shape. NCBI's taxonomy places the organism in Eukaryota, Metazoa, Chordata, Actinopteri, Salmoniformes, Salmonidae. The transcript is spliced from 15 exons. Gene Ontology annotation, molecular function: actin binding; cell adhesion molecule binding. Gene Ontology annotation, cellular component: adherens junction; microvillus; cytoskeleton.
UGCCUACACUCAUAGGGUAAAGUUGAUAGUAGAUUUCAAUUCAAUUCUUAAAACAUUAUUUUCACAAAAUAACAAUUACAUGUUGUAUUAAAAAAGAACAAUGAAAAAGACAGGGUAUUCUACAAAACAACAACAAUGUAGAAGUAGGAAUGAAUGUCUUGAGUGUUGUAUUUACUAAUCACUUUUUCCUUGGCUAGUGGCAAUGUGGUCUAGGGUUAAGGCUAGGUCUACAGUAUAUUAUCAACAUUGCCUUAUCAUAUAUCUCAUAUGAAAGUAUCGUAUUCUAAAGGUGGAUGUAAAUUCAACGUCUUGUUCGCCAUUUUGCGGUGGUCCUGUGAAGGUCAAGUGUUAGUACACCGCAAUAAUCCACCUUGAGUUAGAUUCCUGGGCUGCCAUUGGAUUAGUCCUGAGAACACAACAAUGGCUCGUUUUAAUUCACCAUAAUCCCAGUGAAUAUUGAAAGCACUUUCAUAUGACUCUGUGGAGAAGAGGCUAAUGCCGAAAGAAGAAACUCUCAGGAACAUAAUAAUAUAGGAGAUAAAAUAUUUACAAAUGUCUUCUUCCCCUACGACCUCUUGCGAUUGGAUGAUCCUGCAGGUUGAACAGAAAAAUAUCAAUGUUCGUGUCACCACCAUGGACGCUGAGCUGGAGUUUGCCAUCCUGCCCAGCACCACUGGCAAACAACUCUUCGACCAGAUAGUGAAGACCAUUGGGCUGAGAGAGACCUGGUUCUUUGGCCUACAGUACCAGGACAGCAAAGGCUUCUCUACCUGGCUCAAACUCAACAAGAGGGUGACAGCUCAGGACGUACGCAGGGAGAACCCACUGUUGAUAAAGUUCCGGGCCAAGUUCUACCCUGAAGACGUAGCUGAGGAACUGAUCCAAGAGGCCACGCAACGACUUUUCUUCCUGCAGGUGAAGGAAGGCAUCCUGAAUGAUGAUAUCUACUGUCCUCCUGAGACGGCUGUGCUGUUGGCCUCCUACUCUGUUCAGACCAAACAUGGAGACUACAAGAGGGACUACCACUUCCCGGGUUACCUCAGCAGGGACAAGCUGCUUCCCCAGAGGGUUCUGGAGCAGCACAAGCUGAACAAGGAGCAGUGGGAGAAUAGGAUAAAGGUGUGGCAUGAGGAGCACAAGGGAGUGCUGAGGGAGGAUGCCAUGGUGGAGUAUCUGAAGAUAGCUCAGGAUCUAGAGAUGUAUGGAGUCAACUACUUCAGCAUCAAGAACAAGAAGGGUUCAGAGCUGUGGCUGGGGGUAGACGCUCUGGGCCUCAACAUAUACCAGAACACUGACAGGAUGACCCCUAAGAUUGGCUUCCCAUGGAGUGAGAUCAGAAACAUUUCCUUCAACGACAAGAAGUUUGUUAUAAAGCCCAUGGACAAGAAAGCCCCGGAUUUUGUGUUCUACGCCCCUCGUCUACGGAUCAACAAGCGAAUCCUGGCGCUGUGCAUGGGAAACCAUGACCUGUACAUGAGGAGGAGGAAGCCAGACACCAUCGAGGUCCAGCAGAUGAAAGCCCAGGCCCGUGAGGAGAAGACUAAGAGACAGAUGGAGAAAGCUCUGCUCGAGAGCGAGAAGAAGAAGAGGGAGAAUGCGGAGAAGGAGACAGAGAAGAUCGCCAGAGAAACCAUGGAGCUGAUAGGCAGACUGAAACAGAUUGAGGAAGAGACCAAGAAAGCUCAGGAAGAGCUGGAUAAGAGGACUCGCAGGGCCUUGGAGCUGGAGAAAGAGAGGACGUUUGCCCAGGAGGAGGCAGAGCGUCUGGAGAAGGAGCGCAGGGCAGCGGAAGAGACCAAGGCAGCCCUCCUACAGCAGUCAGAGAGCCAGAUGAAGAACCAGGAGAACCUGGCUACUGAUCUGACCUCUAAGAUCUCCCUUCUGGAGGACGUAAAGCAGAAGAAGGACGACGAUACAAAGAGAUGGCAGAAAAGGGACUCUGUGCAGGGGGACAACGAUGAGACCGACGAGAGCAGCGCCGAGGCCAGCGCUGAGCUGACAUCACCAGGCAUGGUCAGAGACCGCAGCGAGGAGGAACGCAUGACGGAGGCUCAGAAGAAUGAACGGCUACAGAAACACCUCAAGGCCCUGAGUAGUGAGUUGGCCAGCGCUCGAGACGACAGUAAGAAUACUCCCAAUGACCUGAUCCACGCGGAGAACGUUAAGGCCGGCCGGGACAAGUACAGGACCCUCCGUCAGAUACGACAGGGCAACACCAAGCAACGCAUCGACGAGUUUGAGUCCAUGUGAAGGAUAGAAAGAAUGCGAAUGAGAGAGAAGGUGUGUGUGUGUGCGCGUGUGUGGGAGUGAGAGAGAGAGUGUGAGAGAGAGAGCGAGAGAGAGAGAGAGAGAGAACAAGAGUCUGUACUGAAUCUAUGUAUUUAAAUGGGAGUCAUAUAGGCAGGUACAGUGUAAUUACUAAGUCAUUAAUGCUUCUCCCCAGUAGUGUGUUGUCCCCUGUGACUAAAGAGUGCCAACUUCAUGGGAUUUGUAGUUUGGCCAAGUAAAAUUAUGCGGAUUACAGACUGUAGGCUACUAGUACCACAAUCAAAGUGAGUAAUGAUACUAUUAAUCAUAAUAUAUCCUAAUUUAUGCUGCUUUUGCUCAUGGUUUUUGUAAUCUUGAAAUUAAUCUAUGCAAAAUAAUUAUUAGCUGAUAUAGCAUGAAAACCAUAUUUUUAUGUAUGGAUAGAUUAGUGACAGGAAGGGAAUGGAUAGAUUAGUGAGAGGAAGGGUAUGGAUAGAUUAGUGACCGGAAGGGCUUGAGCUUAAUUGCAAUAUUUUCUUAGGAUGUUAUUUCACAGGUACAGUUGAAGUCGGAAGCUUACAUACACUAAGUUGACUGUGCCUUUAAGCAGCUUGGAAAAUUCCAGAAAAUUAUGUCAUGGCUUUAGAAGCUUCUGAUAGGCUAAUUGACAUAAUUUGAGUCAACUGGAGGUGUACCUGGUGUACCUCAGUGCCUCUUGACAUCAUGGGAAAACCAAAAGAAAUCAGCCAAGACCUCAGAAAAAAAAUUGUAGACCCCCACAAGUCUUGUUCAUCCUUGGGACCAAUUUCCAAACGCCUGACGGUACCAUGUUAAUUUGUACAAACAAUAGUACGCAAGUAUAACCACCAUGGGACCACGCUGCCAUCAUACCACUCAGGAAGGAGACUCGUUCUGUCUCCUAGAGAGGAACGUACUUUGGUGCGAAAAGUGCAAAUCAAUCCCAGAAGAACAGCAAAGGACCUUGUGAAGAUGCUGGAGGAAACAUGUACAACAUUAUCUAUUUCCACAGUAAAACGAUUCCUCCACAGUAAAAUGAUUCCUAUAUCGACCUGAAAGGCCGCUCAGCAAGGAAGAAGCCACUGCUCCAAAACCACCAUAAAAAAAUCCAGACUACGGUUUGCAACUGCACAUGAGGACAAAGAUCGUACUUUUUGGAGAAAUGUCCUCUGGUCUGAUGAAACAUAAAUAGAACUGUUUGGCCAUAAUGACCAUUGUUAUGUUUGGAGAAAAAAGGGCGAAGCUUGCAAGCUGAAGAACAUGUGAAGCACGGGGGUGGCAGCAUCAUGUUGUGAGGGUGCUUUGCUGCAGGAGGGACUGGUGCACUUCACAAAAUAGAUGGCUUCAUGAGGAAGCAAAAUUAUGUGGAUAUAUUGAAGCAACAUCUCAAGACAUCAGUCAGGAAGUUAAAGCUUGGUCGCAAAUGGGUCUUCCAUAUGGACAAUGACCCCAAGCAUACUUUCAAAGUUGUGGCAAAAUGGCUUAAGGUAUUGGAGGUAUUGUCAAGGUAUUGGAGUGGCCAUCGCAAAACUCAAUCCAAUAGAAAAUUUGUGGGCAGAACUGAAAAAGCGUGUGCGAGCAAGGAGGCCUACAAACCUGACUCAGUUACACCAGAUCUGUCAGGGGGAAUGGGCCAAAAUUCACCCUACUUAUUGUGGGAAGCUUGUGGAAGGCUACCCGAAACAUUUGACCCAAGUUAAACAAUUUAAGGGCAAUGCUACCAAAUACUAAUUGAGUGUAUGUAAACUUCUGACCCACUGGGAAUGUGAUGAAAGAAAUAAAAGCUGAAAUAAAUCAUUAUCUAUACUAUUAUUCUGACAUUUCACAUUCUUAAAAUUAAGUGGUGAUCCUAACUGACCUAAGACAGGGAAUUUUUACUAGGAUUAAAUGUCAGGAAUUGUGAAAAACUGAGUUUAAAUGUAUUUGGCUAAGGUGUAUGUAAACUUCUGACUUGAACUGUAUCAAUGAGUACAACAUCUUUUGCAAAGUGUUUUGCUAUGACUCCAAUAAAUACCAUUAACCAAAA